GUUCACACAAUACGAUAAAAAAUACUUAUUUCAUCAAAACAAAUCCAAAAAUAGUGUUAAUUGCCAGCAAAUAAAAAAGUUACAUUAUUGUCACCAGUAUCACAGAAUCCCAUUACUAUGUCAACCUACGCAUCUCGAACAAGGUAAACUUUCCCCAUAUAAAAGGGGUAGUAAGUAUUUUCGCAUCAUUCGCAAAUCAGCUGUGCUUUGGACGCCAUCUUGAAUUUUGGAGGCAAUCUUGGAAAAUGUUUAAAAUAACGGCUAUAGUGUCUUUGAUGCUAAUUGCGACGUGGUCCCACGCGGACUCUAGGCGAUAUAAAAAGGAGGCCACUUCUUCCUCAGGCAGCACCGUAUGGGGUACUUUCUCGUGUGACUCCUGCGGCAACGAAUGUGUGAAGGCUUGCGGCACCAAACAUUUUAGGGCGUGCUGCUUCAAUUAUUUGAGGAAGAAGCGAGGACCCGAGCAUAUUAAGUUCUGGACACCAAGUGCAAUGGAAGUAAAAAUGGAAUCCCCAUACAAGACUAAACUACCAAUAAUAACCAUCGAAACAGUUCCAGACUUCUUCGGAGAGCUGUCCAAGGAUGAACCUAACCCCUUUGAAGAUAUGUUUGAUAAUAGAAUGAUGUAUGAGGUUUAAGCUGUUUUGAGUUGGCUGCAAUACUCUGCUGCCCAAAAAAGGAUUUUAGUUUAGUUUAAGGAACUUAAAAAUAAUAGUACUUAUUAUUAAAAUUAUUUAAAUUAAGAACAGUUUAAUAAAUUAAAUUGUUCCCGGUGCUAAAGGCUCGUAAUUUGAUAAAAUAAAUAAAGAUAUUACAAAAUAAUAGAUAUUUACUUUAUGAAGCUUACCAAAUAAUGUGACGUUCUACGGGUAAAGGUACCUUAUGGCGGUGACGCUAUUAUUAACGACGCUCCAAUAGUAAUAAGGUACUACACGCCGUAAGCGACAACCGCCAUAAGGUACCUGUAGCCGUGGAACGUCACACAUAUCUAAAUUUAGGUGAAAAUCUGUUCAAGCAAGCAAGAAAAUUUUUUGGUCACUUUGAUUAUUUAACGUUUUUUUUUAUUAUUUUUAACGUUUUUUUAUAUGCAUUUAGGCAACGUAUGUAUCUAUGGCCAUACAUCAAAUAUUUUUUGGGUGGCGGAAAAGACCCCUGUUAAUUUACUAUACGUAAAGUUUCUGCCAAAAAUUUAUUUUUGACAGAAAUUUUACUAAACAUUAACAUAUUAAAGUAAAGGUCGGUAAAAAAGUACUUUCUCAAACUAUUAAAGCUUAGAUAAGUAAGUAGUUAUUUAAAUUUAAAAUCGAUGUAGGUCGGUGGUAUUUUAUGUCCAUUUACGGCUGGGUAAACGGACAUGAAAAGUUGAAAACCUUAGUAUUUUUGGCGAUACAGACGAAUAUUAAAUGUGAUUAAAAAAUAUAAGCAUUAACAAUUCAGUAUUAUGUUCACUAAAACUUUUUUUAGAUAUUUUCCACAUUAACUAAAUGUGACGUUCCACGGCUAAAGGUACCUUAUGGCGGUUGUCGCUUACGUCGUGUAGUACCUUAUUACUAUUGGAGCGUCGUUAAUAAUAGCGUAAGCACCAACCGCCAUAAGGUACCUUUAUACGUAGAACGUCACAAAUAGGGUCAUAAUCGUGUAUAAAUAAGCUUACAAACUACUCCGACGCGUCGGACGUUUCAGAGGGCCUACCGCGAACCACGUUCGACGUGUUGCCUCUCUGUCGCACUUGUGAAUUCGUAAGUGAGUGUGACAGGGAGGCAACACGUCGAACGUGGUUCGCGGUAGGCCCUCUGAGCCGAUAUUGUGACACGCGGAGAUAAUUUUAACGCAUAUUUCUGCCUGAUCCCGUUUUAGUCAAUAAUGUUCCUGUAAUAAUUAUUUAGCUCUUUAUAUAUUUAAUAACUUAACAUCUUCUGAAAUAUUUAAAUAAAUAAAAGUCUGCGUCGAGAAGAA
This is a messenger RNA of Cydia pomonella (codling moth), 1956 nucleotides long. RefSeq lists its product as uncharacterized. The record is from RefSeq and is a predicted model, not a curated record. Lineage: Eukaryota; Metazoa; Arthropoda; Insecta; Lepidoptera; Tortricidae. The transcript has 4 exons. Bases 246 to 638 code for a protein of 130 amino acids.